UGACGUUUGGUCAGAUCAUGACAUUUUGCACAUUUAAUUUCAACAAAUGGCAGACUUCUUUUUCGGUUUCGAUGCAAUACUCGCUAAUAGCAGUUUAGAAGAUGGGGUGGAUUGUCCAUUGGAGGAGGACGAUUUUGGAGAAGAGGAAGAGUACGACGCGUUGAACGAUGAAACUUUUGGUUCCGAAGCCACUAUCGGCGAUUGGGAGAAAGAUCAUGAACAGCUCGCUAGGAUCACGGAGUCGACUCGUCCGCAUAAUCGGAAAAGUUUCGGCAAAAAGAAUGGAGUCAACGCGGAUAUCGAAGAUAAUCUAUCGCAUCUAGUCUUAGAUGACAAAGAAGGAAUCGUUCCCCGACCCGGAGUAUGGGAUAGCCCUUCUAAUCUGCCCUUGCCUAAAUUUAGGCCGCCUUUGACAAUACCGUCGACCUUAACGAACGUACGAACCGUCGAAGAAUUGGAAAAAGGUCUGAUCGCGAAUAGACCGCCACCAGGAUUGGCGAAGCCUGUUCAAUUGCUGCAACAUCAGCAGCAGCAGCAGCAGCAGCUGCAGCAACAUAAAUCCGAUGGGUCGCUUCUUUUCGAGUCAUUGCCGGCUCCGCCGCGAUUUCCACCAGGUUUGGGCCUACCGCCUGUGCAUCCUGUCGUUUUACCACCAAACGUGAGAUUUCCGCAUCCGCAGUUCGUACAACACCCUAGACUGUUACCCAAUCAAACUGGAAAUGUACUGAGGUAUCCCAUUGCCGCGCAUUUAAUGGUGCCGCAUGCUACGCAAAGACAGCCAAUUCACGGUUCGUUUUCUAAUAAUUUCCCGCAACCUACGCACUCGAAUUUAGGGCCUCCUCCGUUUUUGCGAACGGAUCAAGGCAUGAUGCCUCCUUUUUCUGGUAAUCAGACUGGUCAUCAUCAGCAACAUUCUUUCCCGUAUUCUGGAAACCAACGAAAUCAGAGCAGGUCUUUCCAUCAUCCGGAGCAACAAGGAAAUCAUCAACCAUUUUUUAAAAAUAAUCAACAUCAUCGUAAUCACGAGCGAAAUUAUCAGCAACAACGGCAUUAUUACUACCAUCAUCAUAAUCUGGGUGUAAAUGGAUUGACCAAUACAGGAGAAAGUGACGAAUAUGCUGGUCUCAUGAGUAGCCGAGAGAAACAAUGGUUAAUUAACAUUCAGUUGUUGCAACUGAACACAAACGAGCCGUACGUCGACGACUACUACUACACCGUUUUCUGCGAUAAAAGGAACAAACAGAGCACAAAUGAAGACCAAAAAGAGAAAAAGCAACACAAUAACAAUAACGGUUACCAUAGAGACUCAAGGGAUCGAGAACAGACGACGCAUCAUGUCCUCACUAGACCAAUAUAUAUACCGACGCAGUUUGAAAAUUCGUUGGGAAAGCUGCAAUUCGCGAGUGUAAUAGCACCGCGUAAAGUUAUCGACAUGGAUGUGGUACCAAAUAGCGAUCCUCAAUCGGUUACACAAAUACAGCAGAAAGAUACAAAAAGAACAAGGCAACUGCUGCUUGAAAUCGAAAGGUUGUACGUUAUCCAACUGAAGCUCGAAGAUUUGCACAAUCCAUUGGCACUGUUUAGUGAACAACAACAAAGUCAAGAAGAAGAAAUUGAAGCGAAUACAGUUAAAAAGACUAAACCAGAAUUAAUAAAUACUAUGCUAUUGUCUUUGCUUCAGUUAAUUCAAGAUGACAAAUUGACGAGCAUGCUUAGUAUUCGAAAAGGAAAAACACUAUUAUUAAGGUUCUUGCCAUACUUGAACGUAACGGAACACCGUGCGCAGCUAGAGGACUUAUGGAAUGCGAUAUUCCGAGGACUAGCUAUAAUAGGUCGUAGAGAUUCUCAUGUGCUGAUGACCCUUUAUUCGGAGUUUCAACGUUGGUUCGUUGCUAUACAAGACUUUGGUGCGAUACUUCGACUAGCUCGGUCAUUGUCCGACUCUGUUAGUCAGCCGAACAAGAACAACAGUUUAGCCUUUGCUCUUACGAACAAGUUUGGUGUAUCUGUAGUAGCUAUGAUGUUGGAACGAGCAGAAAAUCUGUAUCCUACGGAUGACACAUUGUCUUCGGAAUGGUCAUCCUUUGUGGCAAACAUCGUUGAAAUAACUGGAGAAACACCACCCUGCGUCGCACCUUGUCAACCUGUAGCUGCAAAUACGCUCAUUCAGCAUUUAAAUCGACUGUCCCACUUAAAAAGCGAAAGGUACACAAACCUGGAACUUCUGCUAACCGAUGCCAACCCUUCCCGAUAGUCGAGAGUUAUCGACAGAUUUUUCGCUGUAAUGUUUUACGAAUUUUCAUUUUUAUUACUAUGAAAACGAAAUUAUGCCGACACGGAGAACUGCAGACAUUUUAAUGCCGCUAUAUUAUACAUAGAGGAUCUUUUUAAUAUGAUCGAAAACCAUGUUCUCACAGUAGAUCCAUACUUUUGUCUUUGUUUUAAAUGUAACGAUAGUUUAUCGAUUGCUCUUCGUUUAUAUUUAAUGCGAUCGAUUUAUCCCAGCGUCUACCCUAACAUUUCAUACACUCUUCUCCACCUGCGAGUCUACUGUGUAAAAUUGGUCAUCGAUUACUUCUAUUUCGUGAACUACACAUCCUAUGUUUCU
Molecule: messenger RNA, 2608 nt
Organism: Dufourea novaeangliae
Lineage: Eukaryota; Metazoa; Arthropoda; Insecta; Hymenoptera; Halictidae
Gene: Patr-1
Product: protein PAT1 homolog 1
Exons: 9
Coding region: 47-2254 (735 amino acids)
Biological process (GO): P-body assembly; deadenylation-dependent decapping of nuclear-transcribed mRNA
Cellular component (GO): P-body
Molecular function (GO): RNA binding
Source: RefSeq, a predicted model, not a curated record